Messenger RNA from Chara braunii, 6029 nucleotides. The record is from the annotation of a GenBank genome assembly. NCBI's taxonomy places the organism in Eukaryota, Viridiplantae, Streptophyta, Charophyceae, Charales, Characeae.
CGUCUCUCUCUCUCUCUCUCUCUCUCUCUCUCUCUCUCUCUCUCUCUCUCUCUCUCUCUCUCUCUCUCUCUCCGCACACACACACACACACACAUGCCGGGCGUCUCCUUGCUUGCCCGCUCUCUCUAUCUCUCCCUCACUCUCUACCAUUCUCUUGCGACCUUGGGCGGAACGGACGUUCCCUCUUCCUAUGCCAAGCCAAUCGUAAUCGUACGUGCGUCUCCAUCGCCAUCAGACACCGGUGGUUCCUGGGGGUCCAUGGUGGCUGGGGUGAUGUCUUUUGCUUGAAUUUUGAUGAUUCGUUGUGAAUUAUAACCAGCAAGCUUGUUGUAAUCAGAGCUGGCGGCACCGCGUUGCAGUCACCUGGCAGCCUUCUUUUGCGGGAUAGUGGAGGGGGGGGGGUGAUGUACUGUAGGAGGAGUUGCUUUCCUUAUCUGAGUGCGUAGGUUUAGCUCAGUCUGAGGCUGUGCGUUUGCGGUUGGCGUUCGAAUCUGAGACGUCAUGGAGAUGAUGGCUACGUAUGCUGCUGGCAUCAUCCUUCCUGCGAGCGCUUCGUGUGCUGCAGUCCCGGUCGCUUGUGGAGGAAUCCCGGCAGCCAGAGCGACGUUUCGCGAAAUUCCUCAUCACGAUCGCCCCGAAUGCGCUCCAUCAACUGCUGCACUCCUCCUUGGGAAUCGCCUUCGCCGCACCUAUCUAGAGCGCAGGGAACAUCUCCCUGCAGCUUCGGCACCAUUGGUAAGCACACGCCACUCCCUUACCCUCAACGUAGGAGUAGGAGGAGGAGGAGGAGGAGAAGGAGAGGGAGAGGAUGGCUACAGCUACUCAAACGGAGGUCGCGCCAGGCUUUUCUCGAGAGGAGGAGCUCCUAGGCGUCGUCGUCGUCAUUUCACCGAAGGCUGCUUCCCUCCGUGUGUCUCCGCGCCCUUGUUUCCGUCUCCGUGCCAUCUUGUUGGGCCUCGGCGCAGCCAUUGCUCCGUUUGGAAGGGAUCUGAUGCGCAACCUGUGGUAUCAGUGGCGUCGAACCCUCGCUCUGUGCCUACCAUGUCGUCUUCCUUGUUGCAUGAGUCAGGGAAAACGAGCCGACGUGGAGCGAUGAUCGGGGGGGAAGCUCUCGACAGCAGCAACAGAUUAACGAGCCACAGCUUCGGGGAUAAUCAAGGCGAUUCCUGUGAAAGUCCUGCUUCAAGGUGCGGUCUAGAACGCAAGAACUCGCUCCAAUUCGUGUUUUCUCGGUGUUUUUCUUUCAGCCGCAGCGAUGGCAGCCGCUGCUCCUUUUCGUCUUCGUUUCGGACAUCGUCGCUGGAUCCGGCCCCGCCGUUGUAUUCGCAUCGUCGGCGAUCGUUCUCACGGCGGCCGACGUUCGUCCGCGAAGCGGCGGUUAGCAGGCAAAUGCCAUCUCUGGAGGAAGAGCUCAGGACGGAAGAGGAGAGUGCGCAAGUGUUGUCUUCUGAAACGUACGAGAUUGCCGAUGGGUGGAACCUCCACGUGGAGGCUCGCCGCAGCCCGGGGGGUCGUUAUGUCGUGACUGUCAGCCAGGGCGAGGAGGAGGGUGUCAUCCUGCACUGGGCGGCGAACGACUGGCAGCUGCCGCCUCAGGAAAUGUGGACUGAGGACAGUCAUCAGGCGGAUCGGGAUGCAGUGCAGACUCCGUUUCGCAGGAACGACGGUGAUCAGGGUGCAUCCUGGCAGGUGAGACUAAGCGUGGAGGAGGCGCUCGCUCCUCAACGGCUAGUUUUUGUCCUGAAGAAAGGCGAGAAAUGGUACAACAACGGCACGUUCUUUACGGUUGAUCUGAAGCCGAUUGGUUUAGAGCAACUCGUUGACAAAGUGAUAGCCGCAGAGAGCACCUACUCCAACUGGGGUCUGUUCAAUCGCUUCAUACUGGCGAUGGAGGUGCUGGACGGAGCUGAAAGCGCUGGGGAGGAUGGGAUGGGCUUCGUCUUCACCUGGCUGCGGCUCUCAGCCAACCGUCUGCUAGACUGGUACAGGAAUUCUAAUUACCAGACGAAGGACAUUGCUCACGUUCAGAAGGUGAUGACGACGCGGAUGAUGAUGAAAGCGCGAGCGUCUGCUGAUCCCGGCGUCAGACGGUUCGCGAGAAUGGCAAUGGCCACGCUUCCGCGCGGAGGCGGCGACUCGGAGCAGAUUCGCAUGGGGAUCUUGCACAUCAUGCGCGCGCACGGCAUUCGCGAGGGCCACAGGCCGGGGCUGCAUGAACCCUUCUUGGAGCAGUGGCACCAGAAAUUGCACACCAAUACCAGUCCCGAAGACAUAACCAUUUGCGAGGCCUACCUUCAUUUUCUCCAUACGGGGUCCAUUGACGAGUUCUACAGUGCCUUGUGGAACAAAGGGGGUAUUUCCAGGGAAUGGCUGCGGUCCAUGGACCAUCCUAUCAGGUCCGACCCAGUUCACCUUCCGCAUCUCAUUCAGCCCUUCCAGCAUUUCUUGUGGGUUCUGAAGACUGUGCAUGCGGGUGCCGAUCUAGACGUAAUGGUGGAGAUGAGCAAAGGCUUUUUGGAUGACGAUCUCAAGCACACUCUGUAUAGCAUAUUGGCUGAUCGUGAUGCCUGGUGGGUACCCGGGAAGAUCGUGGAGGCUCGUAAGAAGCUGGAAUCCGUCUGGCGGAGCGACUGGUCAAGUAGAGAUGUGUUGUUGUUGGACAUUGCCCUUGAGGGGUACUUCAGCUUGCAUAUGUCUCGGAUCGACAAGUCAAGCUUGUCAGGUGAUGACCUUUGUGAACUCAUUGCCCUCGUGCUGGAAAAUGGGUGCAUUGCAGCCGAGAGCAGCGAAAUCGGUCACUGCUAUAACUAUUGGGUGAAGGUUAAGAGCCAGCAUGGCAGGUGGUCCAAGGAGUGGGCCAUGCUCGCAUUGGCUGCAGUCAACAGACUCUCACUGGGUCUGCAGGCCUUCAUGGAUCAGAUACACAAUUGUGUUCAGCCUCAUGCGGAGCGGUUUGGCCUGGCGUGCAACAUACAGCAGUCUUACGUCACAAACUUUGGCGAAGAGGUGGUGAGAGGGCAUCCCUUGUUCCAGCUGUCCAUCAUGUUGCAAAGACUGGAGCCCAUGUUGAGGAGCACAGCCGGCCUCUCCAGUUGGCAGGUAAUCAGCCAAGCGAGUGCACAGGGUGUUGUCAUGGUUCUUCCGUCGCUCGCAUCUGUGCAAGGGGAGGUUUAUGACACGCCUCAAAUUGCUGUCAUCAAGGAUCUAGGAGGGAUGGAGGACAUUCCUAUUGGGGUAGUAGGAGUUCUCACGUCCUCCACAACGGAUGUACUCAGUCAUGUGGCCAUCCGAGCUCGCAAUUCCAAGGUAUUGCUGGCAACGUGCUUCGAUGCUGAUGAGUUUGCGUCCAUCUGUCAGAUGCAAGGGAAACCAGUGCUGGCAUCUGGAGAUUCCUCAGGGAAGGUCAAGGUAACGGAGAAAGAAGAUGUGGCCUUGGGGACAGCGGACGUCAUGGAAUCGAGUGGCAAUCAAUCACCUGCCAGCCGUCAGCUAGAGGUCCCGGCAGUUUCGAAAUCGCAGGCCUGGGCAAUCACAGAAGAGAAGUUCUCUUCAGGAGUUGUUGGCCAUAAAGCAGGCAACAUUGCAAAGGUCAGGUCAAGAGUUCCAGCUAGGAUAAAGCUUCCACCAUCUGCUGCCCUUCCUUUCGGGACCUUUGAGCGUGUGCUGGCAGACCCUGUGAAUGCUGAAGUGGCAGCACGGGUAAGCCACAAACUGGAGGAGGUUGAGACCCGUCGACGCAAAUCAUCAGCAUUGCCAGCAGAGCAGCUCGAAGACGUGCGCAAACUUGUUGAAACGAGGUUGCUGGCCCCAAUCGGGCUGCGAGAGGAGCUCGCACAUGCUGUUGUGGGUGCCGGGCUGCAGGUCAGUGAAGAUAGAGCCUCCAGUGCCAACGGAGCCUGGGACAGCAUGUGGCGUGCAAUCUGCAAGGUCUGGGGCAGUAAGUGGACAAGCCGGGCCUGGCUGGCCCGCCGCGCUAGAGGAUUUCCAGACAAGGACUUGUACAUGGGUUGCCUGCUGCAGAAAGUGAUCCCAGCAGAGUAUGCAUUUGUCAUCCACACCAUAGAUCCAACAACCAAGGAUGCGAAUCUCAUGUUUUGCGAGGUGGUGCCAGGGUUGGGAGAAGCAUUGGUGGGCAAUUACCCUGGUUGUGCUCUGAGUUUCACAGCAGACAAGCGUUCGGGGUCAUGUCAUAUAUUGUCACUCCCUUCCAAGCGAUUUGCCUUCUUUGCGAUGGAGGAAUCACUGAUUGUGAGGUCUGACUCAAAUGGAGAAGAUCUUGAGGACUUCGCUGGGGCUGGGUUGUAUGAAAGUGAGAUUGUCAAACCUCCUCAGAUGCAAGCUAUUGACUAUGUGGAUGAGAGACUCAUUUGGGAUCCCCAGUUCCGCGAUGAGAUCACCCGUGGGAUUGCACAGGUUGGGAAAGAGAUGGAGAAUGCCAUGGGAGGCACCCCACAGGACAUUGAAGGAGUCUUUUGCAACGGAGAGUGGACAGUUGUCCAAGUCAGGCCACAAGUGUUUUAAUAAUGCCAUGGAUGGUAGGAAGGAUAGACUAGGGAGAGGAUUGAGGGCUGGAGUUGUUGGGGGGGGGGGGGGGGGGGGGGGGGGGGGGGGGGGGGGGGGGGGGGGGGGGGGGGGGGGGGGGGGGGGGGGGGGGGGAGAGAGAGAGAGAGAGCUGUCUCUUAUACACAUCUAGAUGUGUAUAAGAGACAGAAAGAACAGCACUGGCCUUCUACGCAAGGCCAAACGAAAAUCACGGCGAAACCACUAAGUAACUGUUUCUAUUUUCUAAUAACGGUUUCAAAGAGAAAACAGAAAGAUCAGGUCCGACGUGCCGUCUUAGCAUUGGAGUUCGUCCUUAUAGCCACACCGCCUCCGUCAGCAGGGGCAUCUCCGAACUGUCUCAGCUCUCUUCCUCAAGCGAGCCGGGACAAGCUUCUCCUCUUUCGUCCUAGGACAAUUGCACGGUGACGUCUCUCUCUCUCUCUCUCUCUCUCUCUCNGAGAGAGAGAGAGAGAGAGAGAGAGAGAGAGAGAGAGAGAGAGAGAGAGAGAGAGAGAGAGAGAGAGAGAGAGGUUUCGUGCAUGCAUACGGAGUCCAGGGUCCAGAUUUAAUGGCAAAACUUCUACGCAUGUAAAGCAGAAGCUUGCUGAGUAGACCAUGUGAUGAGUCAUAUGAGUCACAUGAGUGGAGGAAGCAUUAGAAAUGGAUUGGGAUUGUGGGGUUCUUGAGUGAUGGUAUUUUCCUGGUUGGUUUCUAUUUGGAGCGGCCAGCUGUAGCAUGGUGAGGGGUAGAGUACGUGAAAACAAAAGCUGAGGGGUAGAAUUGAAAAUCUAUGAAAUCUACGAAUUGUGCUAUCUUUUAGCUACGUGCUACCUUUUUCAAGGCAUCUACGAAGUCUUGAGUUGGUGAAAACAAAAGAGGGACGGAGGUGGCUGGAAUUAGUGUGGUAUGAGUGGCAGCUUUGCUCGGGCGGAGAGGCAACUCGAGAAAAUUUGAAGGGAUUGGGAGAUUUGUGGGAACUCAUGGCCCAUGGUUGGGUAUGUGGUGAAAAGCAGAAGAGGGACUGUAUUGGAUGGUUUUCCCUCAUCCUUCAAUUUUAUGAUGUUCAGUUGUUUUAGGAAUGUGCGUUUUUUUUAUUUUAUUUUUAACUUUGACAGGGGGUUUAUUGGGGCGGUAAGAGCAAUCCCCCACGUAGUCUAGCACCCCUCAUCAUUGGCUUAAGUUUUUAUCUAUUGGUGGGGAGUGUCACCUGCUGGAAACCGGGGCCGGUGUCCCAUCAUACAGAGUUCAUGUUGAUAUUCUUUCCAGACUUAGAAUCUGACUCAGCAACGAUACUGCAAAAGAAAAGCCUGAGAAAUGAUACCUGGCUGGCUACACCAGCCCUGCCUGGCCUCUUCAUCCCUACCCCUGGGACGCCUGAUAAAACUUGCUCUCCUAGCCUCGUGGAAGGUUGGGGCAUCAUUCCUUUCUGUACCAUUGUAGUCCAACAAGAGAGAGGAGGUUGUGUGGGAUAAAGGGGUCAGGAAAUC